Messenger RNA from Orussus abietinus, 3529 nucleotides. Its product is annotated as M-phase inducer phosphatase. Gene Ontology annotation, cellular component: cytoplasm; nucleus. Gene Ontology annotation, molecular function: protein tyrosine phosphatase activity. The record is from RefSeq and is a predicted model, not a curated record. Lineage: Eukaryota; Metazoa; Arthropoda; Insecta; Hymenoptera; Orussidae. Gene Ontology annotation, biological process: positive regulation of G2/MI transition of meiotic cell cycle; positive regulation of G2/M transition of mitotic cell cycle; protein dephosphorylation. The coding region runs from base 120 to 1757 and encodes 545 amino acids. The transcript has 3 exons.
UGACGCCGUUGUCGAGGAUAUACAAGGGAACGGCAGGCAGUUACGUUUCGUUAUCACAAGUAUCGCAUAAUCGUUUCUGCCCCUCUUUCGCCUCCUUCGCCUGUUUCGCCUAGUGAACGAUGCUGUGGGAAGCUGUAACGGACUCUUGUGACGUGUGUCAAUGCACUAGACUCUUCAAGAAUGCUUUCAAAAUUAAAAGCACUCCCGAAAGUGCUGCGAACAAAGCGAAGACGCGCCGUCUCCUCGGAAUAACUGCACGCCGCCUGUCUAGUCCCGAAGUUACGCUGAAAACCAAUAAAGAGAAUGGUGGCGCCAUCUGCAGUCCCCAAGCCAACAAUUCGAGCCCUCGGAAGAUCGCUCACGGAAAGACGAAAUUACGACACCCUCUGGAGGACUACGACCCGAACAGUCAAGACAGCGGCUACGGUGCAAAUUUUCCUGAUCGAGAAGAGGCAGGGUCAAAGAGUCAAGACAGAUUCCAAUUCGCGGAACCGCUGGGAUUUGCACCUCGUCGAUUGUCCGUGGAGUCCCGCAGCCCCGUACAAUCGCCCGUACGGUACUCCCCUCGACACCGGAAUGCAAGACCAUCCUUGUUUAGAAGUUUAUCCUCGGGAUACGAGAGUAUGGACGAUGGCUUCAACGAGCUGAUAGACAUGGAUACCUUGGACGAGAACGCGCAGCUACCCAAUGGGAUUUCAAAUUUAUUGUCCGGCCACAUCGUUUCAACGGAGAAGCCGAUGGACUGCGACGGCUCGACCACGCCUGAAUUUCCCAAAACCAAGGCUGCCUUCAGACGGUCCUUGUCGUUGCACAACGAAAGACCCGAAAAGAGUACUUCUAUCGCGAAAGUCCGAUCCUGCCUCUUCCGUUCGCCAAAUGCUACUUCCUCGGCUGCUAAACUGUCUUUCGAGGAUAACCGGAGAUACAGUCCACUGGGUUCACCGCAAGUGAAAUCCUUUAAGAGGCCAGAACCGCCGACCAACAUAAGCCCGAUGCUAGUCAAGCGAUCAAAGAAAGCCUGCAGCUUCCAAGACAUCCCCUUGGAUUCCCCGGACUUGAUAACCGACAAGCCUGUCUUACAGAGAAGCUUUUCCGAGACCGAGGCACACGCACAUAUCAAAUCGGCCAUUCACAGAAGUACCACCGACGCCGACCUGACGGGCGAUUUCAGUAAAACCUGUAUCUUACCGUUGGCCGAUGGAAACCACGAAGACCUGAAAUCCAUUUCAACGGAUACGUUAGCGGCCCUGAUUCAUGGAGACUUUAAAGAUACCAUCGACUCCUUCACCAUCGUCGACUGUCGGUAUCCGUACGAGUUCGAAGGGGGUCACAUCGCAGGUGCGGUGAAUCUCUACAAUAAAGACCUUAUCGAGCAAACGCUCUUGGAUCCACUCACUAACACGCCCGAGAUACAUCCGGAUACGAGGAAACGCAACAUCCUUGUGUUCCACUGCGAGUUCUCCUGGAAACGAGGACCUAAUCUCUCACGGUUUCUCCGAAAUAUUGACCGACAACGGAACAAGGAACACUAUCCCGCGUUACACUACCCAGAGGUAUACCUUCUUCAUGGAGGUUACCGACAGUUUUACACGGAGCAGAGGCAUCUUUGCUCGCCCCAGGGUUACAGGCCUAUGAGGGAUCCAAAUCAUGAGGCGGAUUUGAAACAGUUUCGCAGCAAGAGCAAGAGCUGGCAGGGCGAAAAAUCAAGAUUAAGCGGGCUAACCGUUAAAGCUAAUCUUAAGCGGCUGGGUUUUUGAAUGUUCGAUCGUAUUAGGGAACGAUCGAGUCCAUGUUUCUCCAAUGGAUGCGAGUUGAUUUCGUUCGGUCAAACGACGCUUCCCCGUUUGCAAACUGACGAUAGGAAUAUCUUGCCGAUGUAAAAGACGCUAGGCAAUAAGACUGCACGUAGAUUCCGAUUCUUUAAAUAUAUUGAUCCGGUUCCAGUACAAGCUGAACUAAGCUGGCAAGGCGAGAAAUCAAGAGGAAAUGAGCUAACCGCUGCAGCUAAUCUUAAGCGGAUGAGUUUUUGAAAAUUAGAUCGUGUCGGAAAAUGAUUGAACACGUGUUCCCGUUUGCAAACCGAUGGUAGAAAUAACUAUCCUAUGUAACAGAGUAGACAACGAUACUACAUAGCGUCCAAUUUAGUUCUAUAAGUAUUAGGGGGGCCGGAAAGUAAUGUCGUUUUCUACAUUAAAUUCAAUGCGCAAAAACGAUAUUACUUUCCGGUCCCCCUAAUAUACAGAUCAGGUUCUAGUACAGGUUGAACCGAUUAGGCAGGGCGAAAUAUCAAGAUCGAAUGAACUAAUUGUUAAAGCAAAUCUUAGGCGAAUGAGUUUCUGACAGUUCGAUGGUAUUGGAGAAUGAUAGAGCCCACGUUUCUCCAGUGGAUGCGAGUCGAUAUUGUCCAGUCAGAUAACGCAUUCCAGUUUCCAAGCCGACGAUAGGAAUAACUUGUCAAUUGAACAUUUUACCGACCGGCGAUCACGGGUAUCGCGGAAUCGAUUAAUAGGCUUCCGGUCGAUGAAUUGUUAAUAGACCCUAGACAACAAGACUACGUAGCCUCCAACUGAGUUCUUCGAGUAUAAAGAUCAAGUUCUAGCACAGACUGAGCCGAGCUGGCAGAGCGAAAUAGCAAAAUGGAAUGGACUAAUUGUUAAUGUAAAUUUUAAACGGAUGAGUUUUUGAUUAUUCGAUCGUAUCAGAGAACGAUGGAAGUCUCUCCGGUGAAUGCGAGUUGAUUUUGUCGAGUCAGACGACGCGUUCUCGUUUGCAAGCGACGAUAGGAACAACUUGCCGAUUUAACGGACACUAGGCAACAAGACUGUACAUAGCCUCCGAUUGAAUUCUCUAAGUAUAACGAUUAGAUUCUAGUACAAGAAAAGGAAAAACGCUUAAACGUCGAUUCUAAGGUUGGUUGCACGUCGUGGGCACGCGCGCAUAUGCCCAUCAUAAAGCUAAUAUACGAGGUUCUCGCGUGCUUGCGCGCUCGUGCUGCACCCUAGCGGAAACGACAAGUUUUAGUCGAAAAUGCAAUAGCUCUGACCCAAUCCUAGAGACGGCAGGGCAGAGCGAGUAAAACUGCGAGAGGGCACGUGUCACAAAUUUCUAAUGCUUUCAAUUAUCGGGCGGGCAUCCCACUGUACAGACAGGACACCAAUCCCUAUCGUGGUUUUACAACCUCUUGUGUAAUUCAUAGUUAUUUUCAUUGAUUACUAGUGGGCGUUUAAAAAAAUGCCAAACGAUUGAAAAGCCGUUUAAUUUUUAUUUUUUAAUUGUCUUAGGGUUCGGUGCUAUUGCCCGUCCACGAAUAAUGUGCGCUCAAAGAAUGAAUGUAUUUUUUUUUCUUUUUUUAUAUAUAUAGUAUAUAUAUAUUAUGUGCGAUAGGGAAAUGCAUAGAGAAGAAAAGAGAACAUAGAUAAAUUAUCUUAAAAUGUGCAAAGUUUUUAAAUAUUGUAAUAAUUAUCGUACGUUAUGUCAGUCUCAAGCUGUAAUAUAACUCCUUAUAAUAAUACAAUCAAUUUCUCUCCUA